Mytilus californianus (California mussel) is the source of this 10008-nucleotide messenger RNA. RefSeq names its product RING finger protein 150-like. Lineage: Eukaryota; Metazoa; Mollusca; Bivalvia; Mytilida; Mytilidae. The transcript is spliced from 7 exons. The coding region runs from base 224 to 1633 and encodes 469 amino acids. The record is from RefSeq and is a predicted model, not a curated record.
UACGAUUUGUUUACAGGUGUCGCCACUUGCAAAAAUGUGAUCACAUGCCCAUUUACGUCACAGAGAAAAACAUUGCUAAUGUUAUUCAGGGACAAAUAAUGUUGGAAUUCGGAUAUGUUUUAUCUAAAAUACGACCAUUGGUUGUUUAUUCUGAAAUUAUACAGUGUGAAUUGUGAUUGACAAAUAAUAUAGUUUUGAAAUAUCAUUAUUUAAUUGUGAAAUCAUGUCGUCAACUUGGAUUAAUUCGCGACAAAUUUAUUCAUAUCAUUUUAUUGCCAAACCAAAAUGGAGGCCAUGUUGUUUGUGUAUUGUAACAGUGUUGUUUAGUCUGGCUUUUAGUCAAGCCUCUGCCACAAGUUCAUCAGAUUCAACAGCAAAUGACUAUUUUACAGCUAAAGUGAACAUGACAUAUUUCAAUCCCAAAGAAGAAAAAUUUGUUUCGGAGUCGAAGCAGAUGGGUCAUUACGUCAAAUAUGGAAAAUUGGGACCAGAAACAGCAGACGUUAUUCACGUUCAGACUAAGAAAAAUAAAUCUGAUGGCUGCACUGAUCUCGUCAAUGCACCCGUCAAUAAAAAGUGGAUAGCUUUAAUUGAAAGGGGAGAUUGCAAAUUUAGUGAAAAGUUGAAAAUAGCACAGAAAUUCAAUGCAUGUGCAGUAGUCUUUUACAACAAUGAAACAACAAAGAAUACUAAGACACUUUAUCCAAACAUUCAGAAGUCUAUAGAGAUCAUUCAGCUGUCUGCAGAUCCUUCAGAAAAUAAUAACGUUGUCACAAUAUUCAUCAGUCAGAAUGACGGAAAAAAUAUAGUCUCUAAAAUAGAAAGAGAUCUAGAGCAUGCAGUGACACUAGCCAUAACUGUAGGACCGAGGACCCAUGAUUCUGGCAACAAACAUCAAAUUGAGUCGACGAAUAAUAUCAGCAGGACAUCAGUUUUAUUUGUUUCCAUCUCGUUCAUUGUGCUGAUGAUUAUCUCCCUUGCCUGGCUUGUUUUCUACUACAUCCAGAGAUUUAGAUAUGCUCAUGCCAAGGAAAGAUUAACGAGAAGAUUAGCCAGUGCAGCAAAGAAGGCCAUUGCAAAGAUUCCACAGAGAACAGUCAAGAUUGGAGACAAGGAGUUAGAAUCGGAGUUUGAUCAGUGUGCUGUUUGUAUAGAGGGAUAUAAAGCAUCAGAUGUUAUCAGAAUACUACCUUGCAAACACAUAUUUCACAAGUCGUGUGUUGAUCCCUGGUUAUUGGACCAGAGAAGCUGUCCAAUGUGUAAGCUAGACAUCCUCAGAGAGUAUGGCAUGCAAGUUCAUUUAAAUAGUAGUCAAGAGACUGUGCAUGCUGAAGCUGAAAGUGGAGCUACAGCCUCUGCCAUCGGGGACGACACAGAACAUUUAUCGUCCCCAGAGGAACACAGCCGGGCAGAAGCCAUUGUACUAAUAAGACAUCAGCCUAGUUUCCAAUACCAUGGCUCGGACACAUUCUGUGCAGAGACUUCACCACAUACCACAAAUAUUAUGGCUCAUAUAGAGCUGGAGGAUGAAGACAAUAACUUAAGUGACAACGAAUGCAACGAAUUACACUCAUUAAUGACAGGUUUGCCCAGAAAAGACAGCGGUGCCUCCACAGACAAAGGAGACGUCUAGUGUCAGCUCUAAGGAGCCGUUUUUUAUUUGUGCAUUAUCAAAUGGAGAUUAAACUUUUUCUUUGAGGACUUUUAAGGUCCUUUCUCAAAGAAAUCUUUCACAAAUUUAAUGUGAAAUUGUGGUUUUCUUUCAUUCAGUUGUAGAAACGAAAUCUGCAGACUUUUGAUGAAACAGUGUUGUUUUUACUUUGAACAAAAGUCCGAUCAUAGUACUCUGUUACCUCCUAAUUGAGUCCUUUUCCAUGUUGAAUAUGACAUGCAUUUACAUGACAUGAAUUCAUGCAGAAGUCAUCUUAUGUACAUCUAUAUAAAAGGAAGUAAUUCAACGCAUAAGCUCCAUUUGUUGUAUCUUGUCAACAUUCACAGACACUGAUUUGAAAAAGUGAAAUUCCAGUUCAAAGAAUAUUUGAAAGGGGAGAUAACUCAUCCCAAAGAGGAGACAACCCUGUAGCUGUCAUAGAAAGAUAGUUGCAUAUUUCACAAAUUCUCAUUACUACUAGUCUUAUUUGUUAUUGAAGUUGUUAAAUUGUUGUUUAUAUGUAUGAAAGUUAUGGUAAAAGUAAGUAAAGUGCUUCAUGGUAAUAUUGUGUAAAAAUGUAUCCCAUUAUUUAUAUUGUUUCUUGCAUUUGUAAAAUAGUGUUUGUCAAUUCACAUGUCUGCAUUCAGCAGUUUUAUUUGUGAUUUUCAUUCCAUGCAUGAGUGGCAUGACCUUUGAUGCCAUUUUGUUCUUUUGUUGUCACAUGAUCUGAACAAUCAGAUUCAUUUAAGUCACAUGACCUCACCUCAAGGCUAUAUUUAUAAAUCUGUCACAUGUCUCCUUACAUCCAAUCAUAUGCUACAUUUGUAGUACCUUAUUCACAAUUCACUGUGUUGAUAAUUGUAAAUAUUUAUUUUGUGUCUUUACACAUUUAUAGGACACUUUGUAUCAAAGUUGAAAAAAAUACAGUAAUUCAAUCAUAUAGAGAAUUGAAAAGGAAAAAUUAUAAAUGAAAAUAAUUUUACUAUUUUGUUUUCUGUGCAAUUUUUUUGUAGAUAUUACGAAUCUAAUCAGGCACUGUGUGAAUGAGGAUGAAUGUUGAUCCCGUUUUAGACUCCUUGUCAAAGCCAUGUACAAUAUAGCAUUUUGAAGUCAUACUCCAUCAGUUGAAGAGAAUGUAGUGUAGACACACUGUGACAGUAGGGAAGAAAAAAACAGACAGAAUUCCCAGCACUUAUCACUAUUUUUUGUGCAGCUAACUGCCAAUCUUUAGAAAAUUUUAUUUUACAAAAUAAGUAGUACUGUAAAACAAAAAUAUGUUGUCAUAUUUUCUUGUAUUCUGGAUUUUCAUUAUUCUCAAAAGUUAAAAUAGGUUUUCAAGCACAUUCUGCUCUGUUAGCCUCUAGUCUGAUGCCCCAGACUAGUAAAAUUUUAUUCAAACUAGUAAGUUAUUGCAAAAUUUUGUUUAGACACAUUAGGAAAAUUUCUGAGUAUUGGUCUUUGGACUAGAAGUUGCAUAAGAAUUUGGUACAGACUGAAUAUGUAUUAUUUCUGUCAAGGUUUGUUCCUUGAAAACAAAUAUAAAUCAUGUAUAUUAUAUAAUAAUAUGAUAAUGAUCAUAAUUCUUGAAGUAUGUCAAAAACAAAUUGAACAGGAUAUUUUAGCAUCAUUUAAGGGCUCUCUCACAGACAUUAAAAUCACCAUAAAUAUUCCCACUAUUUUAAACUGACCAUUUUGCCCACUUCCUUGUUUGUCUCAUUAUAAAUAAAUGUAAUAGAUACAGAUCUACAUGUCUACAUGAAUGGACCACAUCAAUAAUACAAUGGGUCAACUUCAAGCCAGUUAACUUCAAUUAUUGCUUUAAAUUUUUUCAAAUUACUUAAUUCCAUUAUAGGAGGGCUAACACAUGAUGAAUUUUGAUGAUAAGGUCAUAGGUCAUCAAACUACCCACAACCAGGAAGUCAUUGUUACGUAUACAAUGUAAAUGUAAACAGAUUGCAAGUGCUUUACUCUUUAUAGCAGAUGUUCUAAAAGAAAUUUGUUUGUUAACUGUAAAUGAAAAAAAAGCAAUUAGUAACAAAUUGCAGAAAUGAAAGUCAAAUAACCAGAAUAUGUUUCUAAGCAAAUUAUUAACUUCUUUGUCUCAUUUCAUUCACCCAUAAUCAGUUUUCAUUUCUGUACAUAAUACCUUUGGCCAUUUUAUUGAGAAGAACGAACAAAUAACGUGAAUAACAACACGUAAUCUCUACCUGAAGUUAAUGACAUUUUAUUGAAUAUCUGUCAUAGUGUUUCUCAGUUUGCGGCAUGUAAUUAUACCACACAUCACUGAAAACUUUGAAUCUAUAAAAGGAGACAAGCCUUUUUAAUUAAAUUCUUGUUAUACACAUUUAAGAAUUUAUAUAAGAUGUGUGUUUUAUUUGUAAACACGACUUUUGAAAGUAAAUGAACGGUGCAGAUUUUAAAAGGCAUCGUCUGAACAUCUAUUGUGGUCAUUAAGAUCCAACUUUUAAUGUUUUGGCUCUGUUUGAAUUUUUUAUCUAAUUUUGAAUUCUCGUUCAAAAAGAUGAUAAUGAACGUUUUUCUUCAAUUUAUUCACUGUUUUGAUGUUGACAGUAGUUCUUUACAACUGUAAACAUGUUCUUGUGAAGCAAGUUACAAGCCUGCUCUGAGGAUCCUCUUUUUUAAAGAGGAUGUCAAAGCAUGCUUGCAGCUUGCUCUUAGAACAGAUCUAGGACCCUUACAAUGUUACCUCAUUCAUAAAAAUUAAUGUAUAUGUAUAUUGAAAUUCAUUGAAACCUGGCUUGUGUUUGUAUUACACAGGGUUCGUAUUAGACAAAUUUCUCUGCAUAGUAAUGGCCAAGUACAUGACAGGAGUUGGAAAAGAUUUGAUCCGUGCAUUUGUUGUAAAUUUUUUCGGAAUUUUGUUGAGAUUUGAAAAAAAAUGUUAUGGAUACUGUAAAUUCAGAAAUUAUUGCGUGCAUUUAUUAUUGCGAUUUUGUCAUUUUAGACUAAAAUGCGAUUUUAAUUUUGCGAUAUUGAGAAAAAUCCUGUUUAAUUCAUAUAAAAAAAAUUUCGAAAUGCGAGUUUAAAUUAUUGCGAUUAUAACCCUGUCGCAAUAAUAAAAACAUCCCAAUAAUUUCUGAAUUUACAGUAUUUUGAUGUGAAAUUAUAAUGUUUAAUGAGUGAUCGAUUUUUGAGAAAGGAAAUUGUAUAAUUUACAUGGUGUGGUUGAAUGUGUGUGUUCAGUGUAUCCCAGUGUUGUAUGGUUAUAUGUAGAGAGACUGUCAAAGAAUGUUGUUAAUUAAUUAUUAUUUAUUUCAUUGUUGACAUUGUCACUGAGUACUGCAUUGUUUAUAUUUGUUGCAUAAGUAUUGUGUACAAAUUUGGAAUAUACAUCUUUAUUUAAUAUUUUCGUGACGACACUGUAAAAACAUUUUCACAUAGCAGUUGAUAGUAGAUGCUUUAUAGAAUUUGGAAAAGAGUGGCUUUUACCAUUCCUACCACAGAUUUUCACAUUUGCCCCCUAGUUACUCUGUGCAGGCCAUUUCAUAGUAAGUCAGGCUCUGAAAAAUAAUAAAAGGGCUAUAAAAUAGUGUUGAAAAAUUGAAAAAUUUAGAAGCAAACACCUUUAGCAGCAGCCCUUAAGCAUGGUCCAAGUAUUCUCUUUAUGAAAGCUCUUGGUAUUCACAUGAAGGGCUUUCAUAUAGAGGAUGAUUUGCUAAGGGUAUUUUUAUUAAAGAUUUGCUUUCAAAACAAAUAUAUUAAUCCUAAGAGGAAAGCCUUUACAAAACACAACAUUUUGUUAUAUUAGUUAAAGGAUUUUUAUAGAAAUUCAGCUCAAAAUAAACCAAAGAAAUAAAAAUUUGUUCUCAUAAAUUUUUAGAAUAUAUGACUUAAUCGUGAUUUAUAAAAUGAUUUCAAGCUAAAUAUACUUGAAGUAGUUGGCUAAGCCUUCAAUUAAACAUUUAAUUUAUUAUUCAGUUUCGUCAAAGAAGGGUUAUUUUUUAAACUCUUCCAAAGGGGAUGUUACUUGAGCAAGCAGGGUAAAGUUAUACAGAUCAAAUAUCAUUGUUUGGGCUGGUUUAAUGAAGUUUUGUCCCUUGUUGAUUUAUUUGUUAGUAAAAAAAUGUUUAUUCAUACUUUGAUAAUGAGGUUUUAUGUAAAGGGUUUAUCGAUAUUAGUAAUUUCUGGGUUUUUUUUACUGAUAUUUGCAAGAAUUGUUUGAUAACAAAUAGAUUUUACCUUUUCGAUUUUGCUGUUAUUUUUCUGAAUAAUGAAAAACAAUAGUGUGUUCAUAAAUUUGAUUUUUAAGAGCACUUUGUGUAAAUGUGUACUCCAUGAGAUAUUAAUAUUUUGUUGGUUUGAGGUAGGAAACACAACUUAUAGACAUUUAUCAUUAAAUUUAUGGUUUUCCAAUUUACUUGGUAGAUUGUCUUGAUUGACCUUUGGCUUUUGGCUAGUUACAAACAUUGAUUAAGCAAUACAAAACAACAUAAUACAUCCUGAUUGAGCAACAGUUAAAUUUAAAUAAUAUUGAUAAUUUCUCAGUUGAUAAAUUAUUGGAAUUAACAUCAAAACUGUGUUUCCUGAGGCAAAGUUGACUAAAUUUGUAAGUCCCAUUUUGUUAUAAUUCCCCAUAUAGUUAUACAUCUUUGACAUUUUGUCUAUGAUAGCCUUUCUUGAAGAUCAGUCCAACCAAUAGAUUGGAAUUGUCCAAAUUCGUUGUAUUAGAACCUUAUUCAUAAAGUGCAAUUCCAUAUUGUUUUGAAGGGGAAAUGCUUUUACAGGUUAAUCAUUAAACAUCCCUUUUCCCAACUGUUAUCGUAAUUUUUAUACGACCAAAAUUAUUAAUGUUAUUUGUAGUACCCUAUUUUAGAGCUUACGUUAUCAAAUUGAAAGAAAUAUGUUGUUAUUUAAGGGAGACCGAGGAAGAAGGACAUUACUUUUACUCAAGUCACUUUUACGUUUGUUUUUACCCUUUUCAUAAAUAUAUUCUAAGCUUCUAAAUAACACAGUUAAAUUAAAAUCUGUGUCCCAUGAAUGCUUCACAAGCAUUGCUGAAACUGACAAUUAUUUCAAACACAUUACUGAUUUAAAGAGAAGAGUCAUCUCCCUUUUCCUAGGUUUACCUCGUUAAUUUACAAGCCCAUAAGUCUGAAGAAUGGUUUGUGAGACAUUGAGAAGUAGGGGGCGCCAUGCUCUGAAACUCACCAUAUCAUUUAUAAACUUGUGUAUUUAGUCAUUGAUGAGGCAGCUUGAUAUUAUAUUGUGUUCUUGAAUAAAUUGUGUGGUGUAUCACAAGGGUCAAGGUCAGAGGGUUUACACAAUAAAUAUCUGACAUUAUUAGACAUAUUCAAUUCUUUAUUAUGAGAUAAAAAUUGUGGAGUGAUCUUGAAAAAAUUGCAGUAAAGGGAAAAAAUCAAAUUCAGAAAUAUAGCACUUAGAAAAAGAUUUAAUGUAAUGUUAGCUAAAAAUGGGAAUUGCUGAAAUUUUUUCUGUAUUAAUGUGAGUGAAAAUUUUUUAUAGGUAUCUUAAUUUAUCAACUUGGUAACAGCAGUUUAAUUAGGUUUUUUGCUGGUGUAAAUUUCUGAAUUUUGAUUAAAUAAAGUUAAUUUUAAAAGAAAUAAACAUUUAGAAAAAAGCAUCUCAUUUCACUGCCAAGAAUUCUUUUGGAUUCCAAUUCUUUGCGAUCUGCAUUCUGCUUAAAAAAUUGUAGUUUUACCUACAAUUUUAAAGGUUUCAUAAAUUUCUUGGAAACAAUAUAAGAGUAUGGUUUGAGUACAUGACUGUUGCAAGGACAUAAGAACUUUCUACACAUUUAAAGUUAUAGAGAACAAAUUACAUUUAAUCAUAUGGCCAAACCACUAAAACUUAAGUAUGGUUUGGACAUAAUUCAUGUGUAGGAUUUUUACUUAAAAUGUAAAACAAAUUGAAAGUGAAAAUGAUAUUUUAACUUCCUUGUUUAAAAUUUUUCUUUAAUGAAGUAGAUCAAAACAAUUGGAGUCCUUAGUAGAUUCUAUUCAAUGCAUUUUAUUAAUAGUUCUGCAUUUCAUAUCUAGUGAUGACCUUUGACCCUUUGAAUAGAAACAUUUUACCACAUAUAAUAUAGUGCUAUUAUAUCAUUACGAAUGUGCUUGUAAAUAUAAGCUUAUUUCUCGGCUCGCAAGAGUGUUUGCCCAAUCAUGUCAUUAAUGAAAAAAGAAAUCAUUUUAUUUAUAAAAGAAAGGCGUGUUGCCUUUUAUUUCAGUGUGACUGCAACAUGCUAGCUCGUCAAAUUAUUUGUGGGUUGUAUGUUUAUUCUUGAAAACAAUCUUCCGACUUGCUCUUGGCCUAUUCAGUUUAAAAGCUCUGAUCCUUACAUUGAGUACCAGUUGAUGAUAUGAGUUUAUUUAGAAAAGAUGCUCAGAGCAUGCUUGGAAUUUUGCUUUCAAGAAUAAAUUCACGACCCUUAAUUUCAUCAGUAAAGUUUGUAACUCAUUAUUGUAAAUGUUCUUGAUUUUCUGAAGAAAAAAAAUGUGCUAUAUUUAUGAUUUCACAUUUGAGAUAGAGAUAUGUAUGACAGUAAGGCAGAUAAACACAUAAUAAUAAUAAUAUGUAAUUGUUUUUAACUAAAUGUCUUUUUCUAAAGGAUAUUGAAAAUAUUAGAAUUUCUGUAUAAGUUUCACCCAACUGGGCUUAGCCUAAACUGCUAUGUAAUUUUGAAGAACUUGCCCAAGGUUUUAAAACUCACUUCAGAUCAGUGAUUUGAAGAAUAUGUAUACUAGGACUCAAAUAGUUGAUUAGAAAAAGGGUAUUUCGAUGUGCAAAAUGAAAUUCUGUAUCAUGGUUUACAUAGAUUUAUGUUUUCUUAAACAGAACAUCCUUCAGUUACAUAGCUUUAUUAUUCAUGCUCAGUUAUGUUAAGUUAAUUAAGUACUGUAAGUUUAGAAAUUAUUGUGUGCAUUUAUUAUUGCGAUUUUUGAAGAAUAGACAAAAAUGUGAGAUUAAUUUUUGUGAUUUUUUUGAAAAUCUGCAUACAAAUACAUGUAUACAAGAUCUUAUUAUUGCAAAACUCACCCAGUCACAUUAUUCGCAUUAAUAAAAACCUUGCAAUAACAUCUGAAUUUACAGUAAUACGUGUGUACUUAUAGUAGAAUGACUUAUUAUGAUUAAGACUUGAAAACAGUACCAGUUGUUACAGUCAAAGACUUAUAUAAGUAGUGAUGAUUAUGGAAUUAUGUAGAUUGUUGUUUUGAAAAAUACCGGUAUUGAAAAAAAAAUGUUUUAAUGUUAUUUUGAUAUAUUAACAAAAGGUAGAUAGUCAUGACCAAAAAUUUAUACUUUUUUUGAAAUCCUAAAUCAAUCUUUAUUAUGCAUUAUGAUUUAGAACUAAUUCUGGCCAUACCUGUUAUGCCACUGCGUCAAAAAAAAGGAAUGAGAGAAAAAAAUAUUUUAAUCAGAAAAAAAAAAGUUACUAAGCUUUAACAUGAUGCUUUUACAGAUGUUCAUGAGAUAGAUUAAAUCUUUAUUCCGACUGUUCUAAUAUGAUUGCCACUGACGAGUCAUUAAUAGACUAAAUGCCAGCUGACAUACAAAAUUAUUAGCCAGUUAUUUUCGAUGACUUAUUCCAAGUCCUUGUUUACUUUCAAAAUUGAAAAGACCUUACCAUUUAAUGCAGCCAGUGACACCAACAUUUUUUAGUUAUGGCUAUCUACAUUGUAUUAUGUAGUGAACAAUGUUCUCCACAGCCCAGUUUAUAUGUGUGUGGAUACCUCACCUUCAUACCUAGAUUUUCACUCUGGUUUUAUGGAUUUCCUGUACAUGUACAUGGGUUUCUUUAUAUGUCAGAAUUCAAUGAAUUUUGUAUGGGUUUGCAGAAGAGUGAUAACUAUUACACAGAUAUUCUUAGAACGAAGUGAAAGAUGUAUAUUUUUUUUUCAUACAAAUAUGUUUCGUUUCAUUACAAACUGAUUCGUAACAUUGCAAACUUCCUAGAUUUUGAAUGUUCAUAUUUAAAUUGAGAUGCACUUAAAUUGGUACGCUAAAUGAAUCUAUAAUUUUCAUAAUUUUCAUAUAAUCACUUACUUGAGUUGCAUUUGGUAUGAAUGUAAAUUGGUUUCACUUUACAGACUUAUAGUGUUCCAAUCUCAAUGAAGUAGUAUCUGUUUAAACAAUGCUAGAAUUAAAAAAAUUUAAAAAGCAAUAAAACUAUCAAAGACCCCUGAUUUCAGUCUUACAUACUUCUAGCCAAACUGAAUACAUAUUAAUAAAUCCAUGUAUAAUUGUGUACCUAUUGUAGAGCCAGAGUAUUGCUACUGUACAUAAAACUCCCUUGCCAAAUGAGAAAUUGUAUAUAUAUCAUUGUUAAUGCUGGUUUAGAUGUAUGUUUGUUAUUGCUUAUUAAAUCUAUACCAACUAUA